AACACUCGUGAACCCGGAGAGCAGCUCCCCUUACAGCUGUCUGCACUGCACAUAAAAUUAGACCCCCAGACAGUCGUACUGUAGGCUCCAGCACGAGAUGGACCCAAGUUACAGCCCCAGCCUUUACUUUGGAAGCUGUACGAGCUGCAGCAAAGCGGUGUACGGUGAAGGCAGAGCCUGCCGGGCGAUGGGACAUUUAUUCCACAAGGCUUGUUUCACCUGCAGCAUUUGCAGUGAACAGCUCAGUGGGAAGUCUUUUUACACAGUGUCAGGAAGAAUCUACUGUGAGGAUGAUUUCCUGUGCUCAGGAGCUCAUGCAUCCCCAGAAGUGUGUGACAGCUGCGGGUAUUUAAUUAUGGACAUGGUCUUGCAGGCUCGUGGGAAGUCCUACCACCCGUCCUGCUUUCGCUGUGUGGUCUGCAGACAGAGCCUGGAGGGCCAGCCCUUUUCUGUGGACACAGACAGCAGAGUUUACUGUGUCAGUGACUACUACAAGGUCAGAGCUCCUCUGUGUGCUGCGUGCAGAGUGCCGAUACUGCCAACUGAGGGGUCUACAGAGUCUAUUCGAGUGGUAUCAUUGGACAGAAAUUACCAUGUAGAGUGCUACAGAGGGGAGGUUAACCUCAUAUGAAGACAUAUCUCUGUUUUUUUCUGUCUUGUUUUGUAACUGUGAAACAUUAAAAAGAAGAUAAAGUUUA
This is a messenger RNA of Epinephelus moara (kelp grouper), 698 nucleotides long. RefSeq names its product LIM domains containing 1b (gene limd1b). The coding region runs from base 98 to 631 and encodes 177 amino acids. Gene Ontology annotation, molecular function: transcription corepressor activity. The transcript is spliced from 7 exons. Gene Ontology annotation, cellular component: adherens junction; nucleus; transcription regulator complex. The record is from RefSeq and is a predicted model, not a curated record. Gene Ontology annotation, biological process: negative regulation of hippo signaling; cytoskeleton organization; positive regulation of miRNA-mediated gene silencing. NCBI's taxonomy places the organism in Eukaryota, Metazoa, Chordata, Actinopteri, Perciformes, Serranidae.